AUGUUUGCCAAGAACUUCCCCGUGUACACCUAUUACGAUGGCAAGCUGGGGCUGGACAUGCCUUUUCUCCCCGAUGACUGUUACUAUGACGGAUAUGUGGAAAGCAACGUGGGGUCCCUCGUGUCUCUUAGUACCUGCUCGGGCCUCAAGGGUACAAUAACCAUGGAGAAAACUGUCUAUAACAUUGAGCCCAUUGACACUUCAAAUAAGUUUGAGCACGUCCUGUACCAAAUGAAAAGGGGCCCAUCGGAUUCCUGCAAGGGACCUGAAAAAGACCAUCUCCAAUUCAGUCGCCAUUUAGAAGGGAAACAAGAUGGCUUGGACACUGAUGACUCUGGGGAGGAUGCUCCGGCAAAAUCUUUGAAUUACGUCUGGUCCCACACCAAGUACGUGGAGAUGUUUGUGGUGGUGGACAACAACAGGUUCCAAAAGUGGAACAGAAACACGAGCAAGACCACCCAGAUGGUGAUGGACGUCAUCUCGCAGGUCAACACCUACACGCGCAAAGUCAACAUCAAAGUCGUGCUGAUCGGCCUGGAGAUCUGGACGCAGAGAAAUCUGAUCGAUCUCCCGAGCCAGAUGAGACCGGCCCUUCUCGUUUUCAACAGGUGGAGGAUUCAGACGCUCUUCAGGAGGGCGGUCCACGAUGUGGCCCAUCUGAUCGUGGGGCAUAAUCCCGGCAACGUGGUGGGCAACGCUUACUUCGAAGGAGCCUGUGUGUACGGGAACGCUGCGGCCGUGGAAUCCUUCUAUCACGAAGACGUGGCCCGCUUCGCUACCCUCAUGGCCCACGAGCUGGGCCACAACUUAGGGAUGGAGCACGACCACAGAGGCUGUUUGUGCGGGGAAUUCUUUUUUUGCAUCAUGCAUGAGUUGAUUGCCCAUGAGAAGCGCUUCAGCAACUGUAGCACUAGCAACCUGUACGAGUAUCUGCGGGUACACAAAGGGGCCUGCCUCCACGACAAGCCGGACCCUCGGCACGUAAUGACACUGUCUAUCUGUGGGAACCGAGUGUUAGACAGAGGGGAGGAGUGUGACUGCGGCAGCGAAGCGACCUGUGCCCGGGACCCUUGCUGCCUGCCCACCUGUAGGAUGACCCGAUAUUCUGCGUGCGCUUUUGGGCCCUGCUGUGAAGGCUGCAGGUUUCAAUUAAGCGGCAGGGUCUGCCGUCCCAGGAAGAAUGAGUGCGACCUCCCUGAGUACUGCAACGGGACCUCCAUGUGGUGCCAGCCGGACGUCUACAAACAAGAUGGCACCCCGUGCGCGGGGCAAGGGUUUUGCUAUCGGGGGCGUUGCCGGAGUCUGGAUCGACAGUGUGCCGAGGUCUUCGGUAAAGGCUCUCGGGCCGCCCGGGAGAGCUGUUACCGGCUCCUGAACACCCAGGGCGACCGGUUUGGGCACUGUGGCGGUGAAUCUCCUAGGCUGUACCAGGUCUUUUCAAAGUGUGAGGAAAAAGACAUCAAGUGUGGGAGACUCAUGUGUGAGAACGUGCAGAGGCUGCCCCGGACUCGGAAGCACCACACCUUGAUCCAGGUGCGCCACGAGGACACGUGGUGCUGGGGGGCGGACCUCUACGUGGGGGAGGAAGUCUCUGACGGAGGAGGGGUGGCCAGUGGGACCGUGUGCGGCCCGAACAAGGUCUGCCUCAACCACACGUGCUCUGAUACCAGGUUGCCUGGCCCGGAGUGCGACGCGGCUGCCAGAUGUCACAGGAGGGGGGUGUGCAACAACUUGAGACAUUGCCACUGCGAUGCUGGCUAUGCCCCCCCAACUUGCGAAGCAAGAGGUAACGGGGGGAGUGUGGACAGCGGCCCGCCUCCUACUCCUAGAACCCACAUUUCUGCUCCCUGGACUACAGUCAGCCGCGGCACAAUGCGCCCCCCCACCCCCACGAGCAGCCCGGCUCCCAUUCUCGCCCCCACCGUCAGCCCUGCCCCUGCCCCUACCACCGUCACUGCCAAAAUUUCCACCGCCACCACCGCUCCCGUCCCCACCACCAGCAUCCUUCCCCCUGCAGUCAGCCCUUCCCCAUCACAGCAGGCCAGUCCCCCAGGGAUUAUCAUCACUCCUUCAGCCCGGCUUACUUCAGGCCUUCGUGGGCUGCGAGCCCAGCACGUCCUGUGCGGGAAGCUGCUGUGUGAGCACGUGCGCAGGCUGCCCCGGAUGCGGAAGCACCACACCCUGAUCCAGGUCCCCCUGGGGGACGCGUGGUGCUGGGCGGCAGACCUCUUCGAGGGGACACCCUGUCCCCUUCCAGGCCACCCUUCCAGAGUUAUCCUGUAA
This is a messenger RNA of Antechinus flavipes (yellow-footed antechinus), 2283 nucleotides long. Its product is annotated as disintegrin and metalloproteinase domain-containing protein 1a-like. The record is from RefSeq and is a predicted model, not a curated record. The coding region runs from base 1 to 2283 and encodes 760 amino acids. The transcript has 2 exons. Gene Ontology annotation, molecular function: metalloendopeptidase activity. Gene Ontology annotation, cellular component: sperm head plasma membrane; external side of plasma membrane; plasma membrane. Gene Ontology annotation, biological process: binding of sperm to zona pellucida; male gonad development; proteolysis. Lineage: Eukaryota; Metazoa; Chordata; Mammalia; Dasyuromorphia; Dasyuridae.